This is a messenger RNA of Micropterus salmoides (largemouth bass), 4194 nucleotides long. Its product is annotated as tripartite motif-containing protein 45-like. Lineage: Eukaryota; Metazoa; Chordata; Actinopteri; Centrarchiformes; Centrarchidae. Gene Ontology annotation, cellular component: nucleoplasm; chromatin. The transcript has 8 exons. Gene Ontology annotation, biological process: positive regulation of DNA-templated transcription. The record is from RefSeq and is a predicted model, not a curated record. Gene Ontology annotation, molecular function: zinc ion binding; ubiquitin-protein transferase activity; protein binding. The coding region runs from base 278 to 2017 and encodes 579 amino acids.
GCGUGAGGUGUCGGAUGUCCCAUGGAGCAGUGAACUCAGCCAACUUCUCCCGAAGAAAAGUAGGGCUUUCCAGUGGGAUUAUAAUCAGUAAAGGGACAUUAAAACAUCUAUAGUUAUCAGAGUGCGUAAACUGAGUUUCACAUGAGUGCUUAUUAUGCAGAGCAAAGUUUCGAAAGAAGUUUUCCUUAAGUUCUGACAGGUUUGUGUAGCUCGGUGGUUUUCAGGGUGGUGUUCACUGGUUUGUUUUUGACACCAAAAGUCACCAAAAACAGACAGUAUGUCGCAGUCUGAACAGAAAGAAAACACGGAGCAGCCAAAGUUAAGCUCUGAAAAUGAACACAGCGGGUUCUUGGUGAACCCGAGAGCGGUUUGUAACGCGUGUAAACGCUUGUACCGGGACCCUAAAAUCCUCCCUUGUCUGCACACCUUCUGCUCCGACUGUGUCGGCCGGCUGGAGCCGUUCUCUGUGUCUUCGCGCAGAGGCGAAGAAGCGGUGGAAGAGGACCGACCCGCCGUCACCGUCACGGUGCUUUGCCCCGACUGUGACUCCGAGGUGGACAUCCCUCCUUCGGGACCGGAAGGGCUGAGCACCGACCACCUGGCGCUGGACGAAGUAUUCCUGGAGACCCUGGCGACGGACGGCCCGCUGGGAUGCGACCUGUGCGGUGAAGGAGGCGCCGAGAGCCGCUGCGAGGUCUGCUGCGUCAACCUGUGCGAGUUCUGCUGCCAGGCGCACAGGCGGCAGAAGCGAACAGCAUCUCACUCUGUUCAGUGUCUGGAGGAGCUGAAGUCUCGUGGUCGUCUCUGCCGCCCCGUCCUCUGCUCUCUCCACCCCGGCCAGGAGCUCCGGCUCUUCUGUCAGCCCUGCGACCUGCCCGUCUGCCUGGAGUGUGCCGCCACACUGCACCGCGACCACCGCUGCUGCCCCACCCGGGAUGUUAUCGAUCGUCAUGGAGACCGCAUCCGAGAGCUGGUCACGGUGCGCCUGCGACCCCGACUGGAGCGUUUAAAGGACUCGCUGCAGAAGGUGGAAGUAGCCCAGGAGACUUUGCAGGCACGGGUGGAUGCAACAGCGAACGAGGUGAGGGCGUUUGCGCGAGCCUACGCCAGCGCUGUGGAAUCCCACUGCCUCUCUCUGCUGCAUUGCCUGGAGGACGUCCGUGUGCAACGCAGGAACCAGCUUCACCUGCAGAGGGCACAGCUGCAGCAGGCUCUGUUGGACAUUGGAGGCGGAGUGGAGUUUGCAGAGAGACUGCUGAGCUGCGGGUCAGACGCUGAGAUCCUCAGCGCCAAAGGAGUGACCCUGAGAAGACUGACCAGCCUGGCAGAGAGCAGCUAUGACCCCCACCCGGCAACUGCCCCCCCAGACGACGGCAGCAGCAUCAGCUUCAUGCCCAGGGAGCCAGCGGGGGAUUUGGAGGGCUACCCGGUGGUCGGGGUUAUUAACUCUAAGACAGUGGACCUCAGCAAGUGCACCAUCGAAGGGGAAGGUCUACAGAGGGGCAGGGAUGGGCAGCAGGGCCACUUCACCCUGGUGUGCCGGGACUCAGCUGGGGAGCAGAUGACACGAGGUGGAGAGCAAGUCUUGGUCAGCGUCGUUCACAAGGAGAAGAAAAACUGCACAGUGGAGGCGACAGUGGUUGAUAACAAUGAUGGAUCCUACAGCAUUUCGUACACACCUGAAGAGCCAGGUGCCUACUCAGUGUGGGUUUGUGUCAAAGCCCAACAUGUCAAGGGUUCUCCGUUUAUUCUAGAUGUGAAGAGAAAGUUGAGGCGUCACCGUGGGACGUUUCACUGCUGCUCCUUCUGCUCCAGUGGAGGAGCCAAGGAGGCUCGCUGUGGCUGCCCAGGAACCAUGCCAGGAGGAUUCAAAGGUUGCGGUCACAGUCAUAAAGGACACCCUGGGAAGCCGCACUGGUCUUGUUGUGGCAGCACCGUGGAGCGGUCCGAGUGUUUGCCUCAGAGCGUGUUGGAUGCAGUUUCCCCCCGCGGCCACCUGCGAACUGUGGAGCUCUGAGGCGACGCAGAGAGACCUGUCAAGAUGAUGCAAGUUAAUGAAAGAUGGCAGCAACCAAAAGGUUAGAGCGGCGGGGUAGUAGGGUUGUUGGUGUAAUUCUUGAGCAGACUUGAAAAGGUCAGACAAAGAAAGAGAAGCUCUAAAGCCACGGUGACUGAGGCAGGACAUUAAAGUCGAGGUUUCUUGAGAGUGCUCACCUCUGCCAGACAUUCUGCUAACUGUCAUUGUGAAACAGUCGCCAGUUUACCAUCAGAGACCAACAUAUAAGACAAAGACCUGAGAUAAAGGCUGUGAAUCUAUGUGGUAAAGUGCCUUUUGUGUCUACGCUCUGCCUACACAUGACAAGAAGACAGAACAGAAAGAAAAUUAAAUGCUCCAAUCACAACAGCAUGCUUCUCCUCUUAAAUCAAAUGUGUUAGAAGCCUUGCUGAAGGGCGCCUCAGAGAAGAGAUAGUUUUGCUUCUUCAUUGCUUCACUUUUCUUUGACCAGCCACAGUCUAAGUCUGAUUUAUUUAUUUUUUAACCUUGAAGCUGCUGUUGAUUUCAAAGGUGCUGGAAUGUAUUGUUACCGUCGAUGUAACACUCUUUCAUUUUUUCUGAGAAUCAUCAGACUGUUGAAGUGCUGUAUCCUUCAGUUAAGGAAAACACAUUUUCAAACAAAGUGCCUCAAAAUAAAUUGUGAUGCUGAAAGAACAAUAAUUCCUAUUAAUCCGCACAGUACAGAAUAAGAGCUGGGACGCUGAUAAUCCAUUUACAUUCUCAUGAAUUCUGAAUUUUAUUUUAGAUGGUAAAGUACAGAGUUUGCAGUAAUCAAGGAAGUAAUUACAGAGGCAAACAGAUAAAUCAGCAGGCAGAUACAAUCAGCUGAUAUUUAGCUAAUUGCUGAUACCUUGUAUUGGCAUAUAUAUCAGCCAAUAAGUAAUAAUAAAUUUCAGAACUGAAAUUCUCUUUAAUAUCCAAAUUUAAACAAACCUUAUGAAAAUAUUUGUUUUCAAGAAAUAACCAUAAUGCUACAGUUAAAAACAAGUACUGUGCUAAAGAGAGAAGUUAUUUAUUUGUAUACAUACUCAAAAUCAAAAUUAGGGGUUGAUACAACCAUAACACUGUGAAAACUCUAUUAUUUCUUUAUGUUCACUUAAUUACUUUUUUGGAACAAUAUUUCCCUCUGAAUUAUUUUCAUUAGUAAAAAAAAAACGGGUAAUUAUUAACAACAGGUACUUUCUGGUGCAUUUAAUAAUGACCAAAUACUGGAUAGUUACGCACACAAAAUUGCAAUAUUCUAACAAAUAGAUAACCUAAUAUAAUCCUAUUUCAGACCACAGGAAGAUACAUUUGGUUACAAAAUAAAUAAUCAGUGAAUACCUAGUUAAUACAACUCAAUGAUUAUAUUCUAUUGAUGAGUUGAUGCCGAUAUUGUGGUGCGAUAUACAGUUUACAAAGGUUUGGAAAUAUGAAUUUCAGUGCCCUGUUUAUGAAAUACGGUUUCCAUGGUCAUGUUAUCCUAUAUACAGACGCACUGAGCUGGAGUACACUGUUCCUGUAAAUUCACCCAGGAUUAUUCUGUCAUUAUUCAUUAUAUAAAACAUAUUCUUGUUUUCUGAAUAGCUUUUGUCUUUGUUUUGUUUUUUGCUCUGUUCUUUCUGUAUCAAAUCUCAAGUGCUUAUUAUUGUUUUUACUGAGGAGAAAGUCCAUCAAAUCUGCUCAGAAUUGCAUUUUUCCUUCCGGUUCAUUAGAAAGGAAACACUGUGACCCAGAAGGAGUAGUCAGCCUUCUCUUAGAAUACAAAUGUGUUCAUCUCCAGAGGCUGUGCAUUAGGGUUACAUGACUGACAUGAAACCACAAACGUAAUACUCAUAAUGAGCCACUUAAUGCAUUUGUGUAUUUUCUGUCUUCUGAACAUUGUGUACAAAUAGACAUGUUUUUUGUAUUUUACUUAGAAUCUGAUGAUUGCAAAGCUGCAUAGUAAAAUAGAUGUAUGCAAAUACUUGACAUGAGGACUAAUCGUUUUGAUUUGUGGGCCAAGGUCUUCACAAUGACAGGAAACUUCCCUAACACUGUGAGUGUGUUGCUGCUGUUCACAUUGUGAAAUGUUUCCAUUUCAUCUAAGUAUCACAACUUUUUACUAAAACAUUUAAGCCAGUACAAUCAAAAUAAACAUACUUGUUUCUCAGUUUGCA